This is a messenger RNA of Colletotrichum destructivum, 1849 nucleotides long. RefSeq names its product Putative glycoside hydrolase, family 7, concanavalin A-like lectin/glucanase domain superfamily. Gene Ontology annotation, biological process: carbohydrate metabolic process. The transcript is spliced from 4 exons. The record is from RefSeq and is a predicted model, not a curated record. Bases 201 to 1577 code for a protein of 458 amino acids. Lineage: Eukaryota; Fungi; Ascomycota; Sordariomycetes; Glomerellales; Glomerellaceae. Gene Ontology annotation, molecular function: hydrolase activity, hydrolyzing O-glycosyl compounds.
UUCUCUCUCUCAUCCCAAGCCACUCGCGACAUUCUUUUCUGGCAAGUCUUCCAUUCUUUUUCUUAAAACAAAAAAAAGUCAUCUGAACAGUUUCCAACACACGCUCUUUGACCAUUCUCAUCUCAUCCGUUCUCUACUCGACUCGACGUCCGAAGAUUAUCAGUGUUUAUAGGUACUUGACUUGCAACCCACACAUCACCAUGUUGACCAAGGUUUCCGCCAUUGCCGCCCUCGCGGCCGCCGUCCGCGCGCAGCAGGUCUGCACGCUCAACGCCGAGACCAAGCCGGCGCUGACCUGGUCCAACUGCGCGGCGGGCGGGGCCUGCACCAAGGUCAACGGCGCCGUCACCGUGGAUGCCAACUGGCGCUGGACGCACCAGACGAGCGGCAGCACCAACUGCUACACGGGCAACAAAUGGGACACGUCCAUCUGCAGCACCGGCGAGGACUGCGCGUCCAAGUGCUGCCUCGACGGCGCCGACUACGCCGGCACGUACGGCGCCACGACGACGGGCGACGCCCUCAGCCUCAAGUUCGUCCAGCAGGGCCCUUACAGCAAGAACAUCGGUUCCCGGAUGUACCUCAUGGAGGGCACCGACAAGUACCAGAUGUUCAAGCUGCUAGGGCAGGAGUUUACCUUUGACGUGGACGUCUCCAAGCUGGGUUGCGGCUUGAACGGCGCCCUGUACUUCGUUUCCAUGGACGCCGACGGCGGCGCGUCCAAGCACCCCUCUAACAAGGCCGGCGCGUCGUACGGCACGGGCUACUGCGACAGCCAGUGCCCGCGCGACCUCAAGUUCAUCGACGGCAAGGCCAACGUCGAGGGCUGGGUGCCGUCGUCCAACGACGCCAACGCCGGCGUCGGCAACAUGGGCUCGUGCUGCUCCGAGAUGGACAUCUGGGAGGCCAACUCGGUCUCGACGGCCUACACGCCGCACCCGUGCGAGACGGUUGGCCAGCUGAGCUGCUCCGGCGACGCGUGCGGCGGCACCUAUAGCGCGACCCGGUACGCCGGCCAGUGCGACCCGGACGGCUGCGACUUCAACAGCUACCGCAUGGGCAACACGACCUUCUACGGCAAGGGCUCGCAGUUCACCAUCGACACCUCCAAGAAGAUGACGGUCGUGACGCAGUUCGUCGAGGAGGCCGGCGCCCUCGCCGACAUCAAGCGGUUCUACGUCCAGGACGGCAAGGUCUUUGCCAACUCCAAGUCGGACGUCGCCGGCGUCGAGGGCAACUCGGUCACGGCGGGCUACUGCAGCGCGCAGAAGAAGGCGUUUGGCGACGAGGACGUCUUCACGCAGAAGGGCGGCCUCGCGCAGAUGGGCAAGGCGCUCGCCGAGGGCAUGGUUCUCGUCAUGUCCGUCUGGGACGACCACCACUCCAACAUGCUCUGGCUCGACUCGACCUACCCGACCAACGCCACUGGCCCCGGUGCGACCCGCGGGUCCUGCGGCAUCGAUUCGGGCGUCCCGGCCGACGUCGAGUCGCAGGUGCCCGACUCCACCGUCAUCUUCUCCAACAUCAAGGUCGGCCCCAUCGGAUCUACCUUCAACAGCGCCGGAGCUGCCGCCUAAAACCUGCUAGCUGGUAUCGGACGUCAGUGGCCUUGACUAGGUGUCUCCCCUUGACAUGGGAGGUUCACCUACCGGAGGCGCGCUCAUGGAACGUCCGUACACAAAGAUGGCUAACGUACGAGGCACACACCAUCAUCUUUUCUGUUGUACAUGAUUUUCCUAUCUUCCUGCUGUACAUACGAAGUAUAAAGGCCACAACGCACUUUGCGAGAUGAUGCCAUUCCAUAGUUGUUGCUGAAAUAAAAGCACCCCCCUACCUUGCAAAAUACUGG